Messenger RNA from Mizuhopecten yessoensis (Yesso scallop), 1516 nucleotides. RefSeq names its product tubulin beta-4 chain-like. The transcript has 4 exons. NCBI's taxonomy places the organism in Eukaryota, Metazoa, Mollusca, Bivalvia, Pectinida, Pectinidae. Gene Ontology annotation, biological process: mitotic cell cycle; microtubule cytoskeleton organization. The record is from RefSeq and is a predicted model, not a curated record. Gene Ontology annotation, cellular component: cytoplasm; microtubule. Gene Ontology annotation, molecular function: structural constituent of cytoskeleton; GTPase activity; GTP binding. Bases 86 to 1333 code for a protein of 415 amino acids.
CCUUGGUGCGCAGCCAUCAGAGCGGCAUCAGGAAGCGGACAAACUAUCACAUAACGGAUUAGCAGGGCGGCACAUCAACUACAAAAUGAGGGAAAUCGUACACAUGCAAGCUGGCCAAUGUGGCAACCAGAUUGGAGCUAAGUUCUGGGAGGUUAUUUCUGAUGAACACGGAGUUGACCCCACCGGUACAUACCACGGAGAUUCCGACCUUCAAUUGGAGAGGAUCAACGUGUACUACAAUGAAGCCACAGGAGGCAAAUAUGUUCCCCGUGCUGUCUUGGUUGAUCUGGAGCCUGGAACUAUGGACUCUGUCAGAUCUGGUCCUUUUGGACAAAUAUUUAGACCAGAUAACUUUGUGUUCGGACAGAGUGGUGCUGGAAACAACUGGGCUAAGGGACAUUACACAGAAGGUGCUGAGCUCGUAGACUCUGUUCUCGAUGUGGUACGAAAAGAAUCAGAAAGUUGUGACUGUCUUCAGGGAUUCCAACUUACACAUUCUCUUGGUGGUGGUACCGGCUCCGGCAUGGGAACACUCCUCAUCUCCAAAAUCCGUGAAGAAUACCCCGACAGGAUCAUGAACACAUUCUCAGUUGUACCAUCACCCAAGGUAUCAGACACCGUGGUCGAGCCAUACAACGCCACCCUCUCCGUCCACCAGCUUGUUGAGAACACAGAUGAAACCUUCUGUAUUGACAACGAGGCUCUGUACGAUAUCUGCUUCCGUACACUCAAACUGACCACACCCACAUACGGUGACUUGAACCAUCUUGUCUCCGCCACCAUGUCCGGAGUCACCACCUGUCUCCGAUUCCCCGGUCAACUGAACGCCGAUCUCCGUAAAUUGGCUGUCAACAUGGUCCCCUUCCCCCGUCUUCAUUUCUUCAUGCCUGGGUUCGCUCCUCUUACAUCUCGUGGUAGCCAGCAGUACAGGGCUCUUACCGUCCCAGAGCUGACCCANAUGUCCAUGAAGGAGGUCGAUGAGCAGCUCCUGAACGUCCAGAACAAGAACAGCAGCUACUUCGUUGAAUGGAUCCCCAACAACGUCAAGACCGCCGUCUGUGAUAUCCCACCACGUGGUCUCAAGAUGUCUGCUACCUUCAUUGGUAACAGCACCGCCAUCCAGGAGCUCUUCAAGCGUAUCUCCGAGCAGUUCACCGCUAUGUUCCGUCGUAAGGCUUUCUUGCAUUGGUACACUGGUGAGGGUAUGGACGAGAUGGAGUUCACAGAGGCUGAGUCCAACAUGAACGACUUGGUGUCUGAGUACCAACAGUACCAGGAUGCCACAGCCGAGGAGGAGGGUGAGUUCGAGGAAGGAGAGGAAGAGGAAGCCUAAAAAACAAUUGACAUAUUAAAAUCAAUGACAUACAUUAUACUACACAAUCAAAACAAAUUUGACGUUUGCCAAAAAACUGAAAAGUCAAACAAGCAUUUUAGCCAAAGAUAACCACCAACAAGUAUUGAAAUGAGGGUAGUGACAUGUCAAUGAUUAUCUUAAAAUAAAAUCAAGCCAAAGUUA